Molecule: messenger RNA, 9818 nt
Organism: Diceros bicornis minor
Lineage: Eukaryota; Metazoa; Chordata; Mammalia; Perissodactyla; Rhinocerotidae
Product: complement receptor type 2-like
Exons: 57
Coding region: 129-9080 (2983 amino acids)
Biological process (GO): negative regulation of complement activation, classical pathway
Source: RefSeq, a predicted model, not a curated record
CCCGACAGUAUUUAAAGGCCCACCUUCUCUUGCUGCCAGCUGUCUCCUGCAACAACCCUGCCCUCCCCCAACUGCUGGAGGCUCGCGGGUCUCGGAACGCAUCCCGCCGCUGGGGCUGCCGCCGUGGCAUGGGCGCCGCGGGCCUGCUCUGGGUUUUCUUGGCUCUCGUCGCGCCAGGGGUCCUCGGUCAGUGUAAGUUCCUGCCAAGGUAUCCUUUUGCUAAGCCUAAAAUUCAGAGUGAUCAGUUUGAGUUUGCUGUUGGGACAACUUGGGAAUAUGAAUGCCUUCCUGGGUAUAUCAAGAGGUCAUUCUUUGCCACCUGCCUAAACACCUCCAAGUGGUCAGAUGCUCAGCAAUUCUGUAAACGUAAAUCAUGUAUGAGUCCUAGAGAACUCCUCCAUGGCUCUGUCCUUACACCCAUGGGUAUCGUGUUUGGGUCAACAAUUACAUAUUCUUGUGAUAAAGGAUAUCGACUCAUUGGUGACUCUUCUGCUACAUGUAUUAUCUCAGACAAUAUUGUAACCUGGGAUAACGACAUGCCUUUUUGUGAAAUUAUUGCUUGUGAGCCACCCCCAGCCAUCUCCAAUGGGGACUUUUACAGCAGCAGUAGAGAGGACUUUUACUAUGGAAUGGUGGUGACUUAUCAGUGCCAUGUUGGACAGAAUGGGAAAAAGCUGUUUGACCUCGUGGGUGAGCCAUCAAUAUACUGCACCAGCAAAGACAAUCGUGUUGGCAUCUGGAGCAGCCCUCCCCCUCAGUGUAUUACUCUAGUCAAAUGCCCAGUUCCAGAGGUUGAAAAUGGAAUUAUGGAAUCUGGAUUUAGACGUUCAUUUUCCUUAAAUGAUACUGUGAUGUUUAAGUGUAAGCCUGGCUUUACCAUGAAAGGCAGCAACACAGUAUGGUGCCAACCAAACAGCAAAUGGAAUCCUCCACUGCCAGUGUGCUUCAAGGGGUGUCUGCCACCUCCACAUAUCCACCAUGGUAAUUAUAACAAAAUGGAUAAGAAAUUCUUUCAAAUUGGACAGGAAGUGUCCUACAGCUGUGAGCCUGGCUACACUCUCAUUGGAACUAACACUAUGCAGUGUACAUCCUUGGGAACCUGGAGCCAUAGAGCCCCCAGAUGUGAAGUGAAAUCAUGCGAUGCCAUUCCAAACCAACUUCUCAACGGCCGUGUGGUGGCUCCUCCUAAUCUCCAGCUUGGGGCAGAGGUUUCAUUUGUUUGUGAUAAGGGGUACCGGUUAAAUGGCAAAUCUUCUAGUCAGUGUGUCUCAGAAGGAAUGAGAGUACUCUGGAACAAUAAGUUUCCUGUCUGUGAACGGAUUUUUUGUGACCCUCCUCCUCCUAUCAAAAAUGGUUGGAGUAGUUACCUUUCUGGCCCCAUACCUCUUGACACUGUGGUAAGGUACAGUUGUGCAAGUGUCUUCCGCCUCAUUGGAGAAAGAAAUAUUUUUUGUAGAAGUAAAGACCAAGUGAAAGGAGUCUGGGAUAAAGCUGCUCCUACAUGUGAAUAUUACAAUAAACAUACUGUUUGCUCUGAGCCCAUAGUACCAGGGGGAUACAGAAAUAAAAUGUCUAAACCACCAUACAGACACGGUGAUUCUGUGACAUUUACCUGUAAUUUCAACUUCACCAUGAAAGGAAACAAAUCUGUUUGGUGCCAAGCAAAUAAAACGUGGGGUCCGACGCCACUACCAACCUGUGAGAGUGAUUUCCCCCUGGAGUGUCCAUCACUUCCCAUGAUCGCCAAUGGACAUCACACAGGGGAGAAUGUUGGCCCCUUUGUCCCAGGAUUGUCUGUGACUUACAGCUGUGAACCUGGCUACUUGCUUGUUGGACAGAAGACGAUUAGAUGUCUGUCUUCAGGAUACUGGAGUGCUGGUAUUCCCAGAUGUAAAGAGGCACAGUGUAAACCUCCAGGACCACUUCCCAAUGGGCAGAUAAAGGGGCCUCCAAGGUUUCGGGUUGGCGUAACUGUAAACUUUUCCUGUAAUGAAGGGUAUCGAUUACAAGGCCAACCGUUUAGUCAGUGCGUAAUUGUGGGACAGGUCGCUUCAUGGACCAAGAUACCAGUAUGUAAAGAAAUUCUUUGCCCAGCACCUCCUCCUAUUGUCAAUGGAAGACAUACAGGCAGCUCUUCAGGGAACGUUCCAUAUGGAAGCACAGUCACUUACACUUGUGACCCGGACCCAGAGAAGGGAGUGAACUUCAUCCUUAUUGGGAAGCACAGUAUCCGUUGUACCACUAAUAGUGAGAAGACUGGGACCUGGAGUGGCCCUGCCCCACGCUGUGAACUUUCUGUUUCUGCGGUUCAGUGUCUACCUCCCCAGAUCCUAAGAGGCCAAAUAUUAUCUGAGCAGAAAGAUCAAUAUUCCUAUAAUGACACUGUGGUAUUUGCUUGUGAGUUUGGCUUCACCAUGAAGGGCAGCAAGAGAAUCCGAUGUAAUGCUCAAGGCACGUGGGAGCCAUCAGCACCAGUCUGUGAAAAGGAGUGCCAAGCCCCUCCUAAAAUCCUCAAUGGGCGAAAGGAAGAUAGACAACUGAUUCGCUUUGACCCUGGAACAUCCAUCAAGUAUAGCUGUGACCCUGGCUAUGUGCUGGUGGGAGAACAAUCCAUACGUUGUACCUCUGACGGGGUGUGGACACCCACUGCCCCCAAAUGCAAAGUGGCAGAGUGUAAACCUAUAGGAAAACAACUCUUUAUAAAACCCCAGGAUCAAUUUAUCAGACCAGAUGUUAACUCUUCUUGUGAUGAAGGGUACCGGUUAGGUGAGAGUGUUUAUCAGCUGUGUCAAGGCAUGGUUCCUUGGUUUAUGGAGAUUCGUCUUUGUAAAGAAAUCACCUGCCCACCACCUCCUGUUAUAAACAAUGGGAUACACACAGGGAGUUCCUCAGAAGGUUUUCUAUAUGGAACCACAGUCACUUACACAUGUAACCCUGGGCCAGAGAGAGGAGUGAAAUUCAACCUCAUUGGAGAGAGCACCAUCCGUUGUACAAGUAACGAUCAAAAGAGGGGCAUCUGGAGUGGCCCUGCUCCUCUCUGUGGCUUGUAUGGACAUUGCAAAGCCCCGGAGUGGUUCCCAUUUGCCAGGCCUACAACAUUGAGUGAGGAGAACGAGUUUCCCAUUGGGACGUCUUUGAAGUAUGAAUGCCGCCCUGGUUACUACAGGAGAGAGUUCUCUAUCACCUGCCUAGAAAACUCGGUCUGGUCAAGUCCUAAGGACGUGUGUAAACGUAAAUCAUGUGGAACUCCUCCAGAACCCAAAAAUGGCAAAAUGGUCACAAACGGAGACAUUCAGUUUGGAUCAACUGUUAAUUAUCUUUGUAAUGAAGGAUAUCGACUUAUUGGUGAGUCCUCUAUAACAUGCAUCGUCUCAGGAAAUACUGUCACCUGGGAUAAUGACGCACCUAUUUGUGACACUAUUCCUUGUAGGCCGCCCCCCGCCAUCGCCAAUGGAGAUUUCAUUAGCACCAACAGAGAGUAUUUUCCAUACGGAACGGUGGUGACCUACUACUGUAAUCCGGGAGAGAGAAGGAUAAAGCCAUUUCGCCUCGUGGGGGAGCCGUCAAUAUACUGCACCAGCAUCGACAACAAAGUCGGUGUCUGGAGCGGCCCCCCCCCUCAGUGCAUUCUACCUAAUACAUGCACGCCUCCAGACAUUAAAAAUGGAAUCAGGGUGUCUGACAACAGAAGCUUCUUUUCCUUAAAUGAAAUCGUGGAGUUUAGGUGUCAGCCCGGCUUUGUCAUGAAAGGACACUCCAGUGUGCGGUGCCAGGCCCAAAACAAAUGGGUGCCGGAGUUGCCGAGCUGCUCCAGGGCAUGUCAGCCGCCUCCCGAAAUUCCACAUGGUAAGCACACCCCAAGCAACAAGGACAGCUUUUCCCCUGGGCAGGAAGUGCUCUACAGCUGCGAGCCUGGCUAUGAUCUCAGAGGGGCUGCUUCUCUGCGCUGUACGCCCCAGGGAGACUGGAGCUCAUCAGCCCCCAGAUGUGCAGUAAAAUCAUGUGCUGACUUCCUGGACCAGCUCCCUCAUGGCCGAGUACUAUUUCCACUUAACCUCCAGCUUGGGGCAAAAGUGUCCUUCGUUUGUGAUGAGGGAUUCCAGUUAAAAGGCAGUUCUGCUAGCCACUGUGUCUUGGUUGGAAUGGAAAGCCUUUGGAACAGCAGUGUUCCUGUGUGUGCACAAAUCUUGUGCCCAAAUCCUCCUGAUAUCCUGAAUGGGAGACACACAGGAAAGUCCCUGAAAGUCUUUCCUUUUGGAAAAGAAGUAACUUAUACAUGUGACCCCCACCCAGACAGAGGGAUGACCUUCAGCCUCACUGGGGAGAGCACCAUCCGCUGCACAAGUGACAGUCAAGGGAAUGGAAUUUGGAGUGGCCCUGCCCCUCGCUGUGAAAUUCCAGGUUACUGUAACCGCCCAGAUCAUUUUCAAUUUGCUAAGUUGAAAAUCCAAACCAAUGAAUCUGAGUUUCCCAUUGGGACAUCUUUAAAGUAUGAAUGCCGCCCUGAGUUCUACAGGAGGUCAUUCUCUAUCAGGUGUCUAGAAAACCAGACGUGGUCAAGUGCCAAAGAUUUCUGUAAACGUAGAUCAUGUAAAACUCCUCCAGAUCCUAUAAAUGGCAUGGUGCAUAUAGACACUGAUACCCAGUUCGGAUCCAGAAUUAAUUAUUCGUGUAAUCAAGGGUAUCGACUCGUUGGUCACUCAUCUGCUAAAUGUAUCAUCUCAGGCAAUACUGUCGUUUGGGAGACGGAGCCACCAAUUUGUCAACGUAUUCCUUGUGGGCCGCCCCCGGCCAUCGCCAAUGGAGAUUUCAUUAGCACCAACAGAGAGUAUUUUCCAUACGGAACGGUGGUGACCUACUACUGUAAUCCGGGAGAGAGAAGGAUAAAGCCAUUUCGCCUCGUGGGGGAGCCGUCAAUAUACUGCACCAGCAUCGACAACGAAGUCGGCGUCUGGAGCGGCCCCCCCCCUCAGUGCAUUCUACCUAAUACAUGCACGCCUCCAGACAUUGAAAAUGGAAUCAGGGUGUCUGACAACAGAAGCUUCUUUUCCUUAAAUGAAAUCGUGGAGUUUAGGUGUCAGCCCGGCUUUGUCAUGAAAGGACCCUCCAGUGUGCGGUGCCAGGCCCAAAACAAAUGGGUGCCGGAGUUGCCGAGCUGCUCCAGGGCAUGUCAGCCGCCUCCCGAAAUUCCACAUGGUAAGCACACCCCAAGCAACAAGGACAGCUUUUCCCCUGGGCAGGAAGUGCUCUACAGCUGCGAGCCUGGCUAUGAUCUCAGAGGGGCUGCUUCUCUGCGCUGUACGCCCCAGGGAGACUGGAGCUCAUCAGCCCCCAGAUGUGCAGUAAAAUCAUGUGCUGACUUCCUGGACCAGCUCCCUCAUGGCCGAGUACUAUUUCCACUUAACCUCCAGCUUGGGGCAAAAGUGUCCUUCGUUUGUGAUGAGGGAUUCCAGUUAAAAGGCAGUUCUGCUAGCCACUGUGUCUUGGUUGGAAUGGAAAGCCUUUGGAACAGCAGUGUUCCUGUGUGUGCACAAAUCUUGUGCCCAAAUCCUCCUGAUAUCCUGAAUGGGAGACACACAGGAAAGUCCCUGAAAGUCUUUCCUUUUGGAAAAGAAGUAACUUAUACAUGUGACCCCCACCCAGACAGAGGGAUGACCUUCAGCCUCACUGGGGAGAGCACCAUCCGCUGCACAAGUGACAGUCAAGGGAAUGGAAUUUGGAGUGGCCCUGCCCCUCGCUGUGAAAUUCCAGGUUACUGUAACCGCCCAGAUCAUUUUCAAUUUGCUAAGUUGAAAAUCCAAACCAAUGAAUCUGAGUUUCCCAUUGGGACAUCUUUAAAGUAUGAAUGCCGCCCUGAGUUCUACAGGAGGUCAUUCUCUAUCAGGUGUCUAGAAAACCAGACGUGGUCAAGUGCCAAAGAUUUCUGUAAACGUAGAUCAUGUAAAACUCCUCCAGAUCCUAUAAAUGGCAUGGUGCAUAUAGACACUGAUACCCAGUUCGGAUCCAGAAUUAAUUAUUCGUGUAAUCAAGGGUAUCGACUCGUUGGUCACUCAUCUGCUAAAUGUAUCAUCUCAGGCAAUACUGUCGUUUGGGAGACGGAGCCACCAAUUUGUCAACGUAUUCCUUGUGGGCCGCCCCCGGCCAUCGCCAAUGGAGAUUUCAUUAGCACCAACAGAGAGUAUUUUCCAUACGGAACGGUGGUGACCUACUACUGUAAUCCGGGAGAGAGAAGGAUAAAGCCAUUUCGCCUCGUGGGGGAGCCGUCAAUAUACUGCACCAGCAUCGACAACGAAGUCGGCGUCUGGAGCGGCCCCCCCCCUCAGUGCAUUCUACCUAAUACAUGCACGCCUCCAGACAUUGAAAAUGGAAUCAGGGUGUCUGACAACAGAAGCUUCUUUUCCUUAAAUGAAAUCGUGGAGUUUAGGUGUCAGCCCGGCUUUGUCAUGAAAGGACCCUCCAGUGUGCGGUGCCAGGCCCAAAACAAAUGGGUGCCGGAGUUGCCGAGCUGCUCCAGGGCAUGUCAGCGACCUCCAGAAAUUCCACAUGGUAGGCACACCCCAAGCAACAAGGAUGAAUUUUCCCCUGGGCAGGAAGUGUUCUACAGCUGUGAGCCCGGCUAUGAUCUCAGAGGGGCUGCUUCUCUGCGCUGUACGCCCCAGGGAGACUGGAGCCCUGCAGCCCCCAGAUGUGCAGUGAAAUCGUGUGCUGACUUCCUAGACCAGCUCCCUAAUGGCCAUGUACUUCUUCCACUUAAUUUCCAGCUUGGGGCAAAAGUGUCCUUCAUUUGUGAUGAGGGGUUCCAUUUAAUGGGAAGUUCUGCUAGUUACUGUAUCUCAGUUGGAACGGAAAGCCUUUGGAAUAGCAGUGUUCCUCUGUGUGAACAAAUCUUUUGUCCAAAUCCUCCAGCUAUCCUUAACGGGAACCACACAGGAACUUCUCUGGGAGACAUUCCCUAUGGAAAAGAAAUAUCUUACACAUGUGACUCCCACCCAAACAGAGGGAUGACCUUCAAGCUCAUUGGGGAGAGCACCAUCCGCUGCACAAGUGACAGUCAAGGGAACGGGAUUUGGAGCGGCCCUGCCCCUCGCUGUGAACUUUCUGGUCCUGCUGGUUACUGUAAAGCCCCUAAGCAGUUCCCAUUUGCCAAGCCUACGACCCUGACUGAUGAGUCUGAGUUUCCAAUUGGGACAUCUUUGAAUUAUGAAUGCUCCCCUGGGUAUUUCGAGAAUAUGUUCUCUAUCACCUGUUUAGAAAACUUGGCCUGGUCAAGUGCGGAAGAUGUCUGUAGACGAAAAUCAUGUGGAAUUCCUCCAGAACCCUUCAACGGCAUGGUGCAUAUAAACACAGACACCCAGUUUGGAUCAACAGUUAAUUAUUCUUGUAAUGAAGGGUAUCGACUCAUUGGCUCUCCAUCUGCUGCUUGUCUCCUCUCAGGAAAUAAUGUCACUUGGGAUAAGGAGGCACCUCUUUGUGAGAGUAUAUCUUGUGAGCCACCCCCAGCCAUAUCCAAUGGAGACUACUACAGCAGCAAUAGAACUGCUUUUCAAUAUGAAACAGUGGUCACUUAUUGGUGUUUCACUGGGCCAGAUGGAGAAAAGCUGUUUGACCUUGUGGGAGAACAGUCGAUAUCCUGUACCAGCAAAGACAAUCAAGUUGGUGUUUGGAGCAGCCCUCCUCCUCAGUGUGUUCCUGCUAAUAAAUGCACAACUCCAGAAAUUGAAAAUGGAAUUAGACUAUCUGGAAAUAGGAGUUCAUUUUCCUUAAGUGACAUUGUGAGAUUUAGAUGUCAGCCUGGCUUUGUCAUGAAAGGGUCCAACAUUGCGCAGUGCUGGGCCAACAACACAUGGGUGCCUGAGCUGCCAAGCUGCUCCAGGGUAUGUCAGCCGCCUCCAGAAAUUCCACAUGGUAGGCACACUCCAAGCAAUAAGGAUGACUUUCCCCCUGGGGAGGAAGUGUUCUACAGCUGUGAGCCCGGCUAUGAUCUCAGAGGGUCUGCUUCUCUGCGCUGUACGCCCCAGGGAGACUGGAGCCCUGCAGCCCCCAGAUGUGCAGUGAAAUCAUGUGCUGACUUCCUGGACCAACUCCCUAAUGGCCGUGUACUCCUCCCACUUAAUUUCCAGCUUGGGGCAAAAGUGUCCUUUGUUUGUGAUGAGGGGUUCCAAUUAAAAGGUAGCCCUGCUAGUCAUUGUGUCUUGGUUGGAAUGAAAAGCCUUUGGAGCAGCAGUGUUCCUGUGUGUGAACAAAUCUUUUGUCCAAAUCCUCCGGCAAUCCUUAAUGGGAACCACACAGGAACUUCUCUGGGAGACAUUCCCUAUGGAAAAGAAAUAUCUUACACAUGUGACUCCCACCCAGAAAGAGGGAUGACCUUCAACCUCAUUGGGGAGAGCACCAUCCGCUGCACAAGUGACAGUCAAGGGAACGGGAUUUGGAGCGGCCCUGCCCCUCGCUGUGAACUUUCUGGUCCUCCUGCAUGCCCACAUCCACCCAAGAUCCACAACGGGCAUCUCAUUGGAGGACAUGCAUCUCCAUAUCUUCCUGGGGUGACUGUCACCUACACUUGUGACCUAGGCUACCUGUUGGUGGGAAAGGCCUUCAUUUUUUGUACACACCAGGGAACCUGGAGCCAAUCUGAUCAUUAUUGCAAAGAGGUAAAAUGCAGCCUCCCACAGUUUAUGAACGGAAUACGGAAGGAGUUGGAAAUGAAAAACGUCUAUCACUAUGGAGAUAAUGUAACUUUGGAGUGUGAACAUGGAUAUACUCUGAAAGGCAGUCCCCAGAGCCAGUGCAAGGCGGAUAAUACGUGGGACCCUCCUCUGGCCAUAUGUACAUCUCGCACACAUGAUGCUCUUAUAGUUGGCACAUUCUUUGGUAUGAUCUUCUUUAUUGUACCCAUCAUUGUUUCCUGUUGGAUAGUUCUAAAGCGCAAAAACGGCAAUAAUACAGAUGAAAUAUGUAAAGUGAUCAAAUUACAACCCCAAGAAAGCAGCUGUGUUUAUCCUCAAACUCUGCAAACAAAUCAGGAAAAUGACAGUGUCCUUCCUGAACAGUGUACUAUAAAGCUGGAGAACGCUUCGAAUUAAAAUGUUGGUUGGAAAGGAGCCAAUUUAUUUCAACAGAAGAUCUGAGACUCAUAAAAUCUUUGAAGUGACUUCACAGAGAUGCAGAUAUGUGCACUUGAAGAUGCUGAAGCUCUCCCAGGAUCUGGUGAAGCUCCCUCGUCCUAGUUUGAAUUAACCGUCACUCCUUCACCCUCUUUCCUUGUGCUGAAAGCACACACUAUCUAGUCAGGGAAAAGACUACACUGAGCAUAUAUACAUAGUCUCCAUUACUUCAAGGAGGAAGCUGUUUCCCAGGAUUUGUUUGUGUUUUUUCUUUCUUAUUUUCAAAUGUUUAUAAUGUAUAAUGUGCUCAUUAGGAGAAUUUGGAAAAUGCAUGAGAAAGAUAUGAAGAACAAAUAAGUCACAUAUAAUUACACUACCAUGUGAUCAUCACUGUUAACAUUUUAAUUCAUUUUCUGCUAAACUUUCUUCAUAUAUGUUUCUUUAUAUACACAUAUAUCUUGCUUUCUUAAAUAUCUUCUUUCACUUUUAUAGAACAGAAUCCACUCUUUUAAGACAGUUUGGAAUAAAAUAUAUGCUACAAUAGUUUUCACUUUCUCAAAGAAAAAAAUUAAUUUCUGUUUAUUAAAAAGGCAUUAAGUGAUUAUAGGGGAAAGGGGUCAAGAUUAUUCAAGAAAAUAUCUGGAAUAAAAUUAAGCUUUGGAUAUUUCCUGAGCCCUAUUUCAAAAGCACUUUGUUCUAUGUUCUGUAUAAAAAACA